Messenger RNA from Columba livia (rock pigeon), 7251 nucleotides. RefSeq names its product crystallin beta-gamma domain containing 1 (gene CRYBG1). The record is from RefSeq and is a predicted model, not a curated record. Bases 155 to 5764 code for a protein of 1869 amino acids. NCBI's taxonomy places the organism in Eukaryota, Metazoa, Chordata, Aves, Columbiformes, Columbidae. Gene Ontology annotation, molecular function: structural constituent of eye lens. The transcript has 23 exons. Gene Ontology annotation, biological process: lens development in camera-type eye; visual perception.
GGAGAGUCCGAAACCGCAGGCAGCGCCGCGCUGCGAGCAGCUCCCGCCGCCCGCGCCGCCCUCACCCCGCUGCCGCUCCUGCCCCGGCUGCCGGCGGGAGGGCACCGCCGCCGCGCACAACCCCGCCGCCCACCGCGGCGGUACGGAGCCUGGCAUGGCGCGGCGCGGCCGCUUCCAGCGCUUCUUCGGCUUCAGCGAGUCGGAGGACUCGGAGCCCGAAGGGGCGGCCGCCCCUCCACGCCGCUGCCCCUCCGCCGCCGCGCCCAAGAGGCGCUCCGCGUUCCCCCACUGGCGCCCGAAGAAGAAGGAGCAGCACCCCCGUGGGGGCGGCUGCGGUGCCCCUGCCGCUCGGACCCCGCCCGCCUCACCCCCCGGCUCUCCGGACCCGCGGUACUAUGAUAUCUCAGGCAGACACUGUACUGUUCAAGAAAACCAAAUACCAGCAGUAAUCUGUCCACACGCUUAUGUUAUUCCAGCGAUAUCAAUGUCUACUGCCUCAUUACCAGCAGCACUUAGAAAGUCCACCUCACAAUUUCCAGAUUCUUCCAGAGAAGAGAAUAAAAAGAAACCAGUUUUGGAAAGACUUGGAAAUUUUUUUGGUACAGGGAAAAGGAAAACUGUCAAAAGUUCACUAGAACGCACUUCUCGUGAGAAAAGGGAGAGGUCGAUUUCACCUCACAGAGUGCAGCCGGUAUACUGUAGGCACCUAAAGGAUGUAUGUGAAGCUCCUCAAGUACAGAAGCAAGUGAGAAACGUGAGUGCUGUUUCUGAGACACAGGAAUAUAAUUUCAGGAGGGAAGCGGGACUGCCGUAUCACGAUACCGUUUCAGAAUGGAGUAGUAGGGGAGCCUCUUCUGACAGUGGGUGGUCAGCAGAUUGGAGUGGCAGCAGUGAAACCAUUAAAAACGCUUUCUGUGAGGGUAACCUAAAUGUGGAAACCCCAGAACUGGAGACUCAAGAAUCUGUCACAGAUAUAAAUAAUUCCACAACUCCGGAUUUCAUUAAAAGCCUGAGAAAUUUGUCUAGUGAAGACUUAGAAAAGAGUAUCUUAAGCCACAAGGAGCUCGUGAACACGUGGGUGUCUGAGGAGCCUGGGCAUGCAAAACCAAAGGAUUUGCCAUACGACUUGGAAUCUGCGACGAGUGAACACACGCAUUCUGCUAGAGUGUUAACAGUUGAUAUCUAUCUAAGAAAAACAGAUGAACUCCUUAAUGAACCUGUAACUGUUACAUCAGAAGAAAAUUGUAGUGACUCGGACACAAUGGAUAAAAAAGCUGCUAAUAAAAGAUCUGGAAAAAGGAGAAAAUCUCAGUCAUCUAGUGACAUUCCAAACGGAGAGAGAAACCAGACUGACACUACUGCAAGAGAAGAGUCUGUUUUUGAGGAUGAUGUCCCUUCCGAGGUGUUUUCAGACAAGAUAAUAAACUCAGAAAGAAAAGCGAAGUCUGCGCAACAGACUCCUGAAAGGAAUUCCUCUUCCCCAGGUAAUAAUCAGGACCUAAAAGUUGGAUCUGGUCACAAAGGGGCAUCUAAAACUGAAGCUGACAAAGGCAAGCAGCAGAUCUCAAACACAACCCCAGCAAGGAGAAGAUCAUAUAAAAAGAAUCAGUCAGAUGCUGUUCCCAUUUCCCCUACUGGUUUGAAGGGUCAGGUAAAAGAUAACUCCUCAAAAAGGCAACCUUUACCAUCACCGGAGAGUAACCCAAUGACAAAAAGAACUUCAGUGGAAAAGGGAACUAUACCCGUGGCUUUUGGGGAAGACAGCUUGGAGUCUCCCAAAGUUUCUUUGUCUGAUAAGACAGAAGACACUGCUUUGGUGUUUGCUGAAAGCAAGAAUGAGACCAAGGCAGUAAAACCUGGUAAUGGUUCUGAUGGAAGAGCUUUCUUGCGUCCUGAUGGGAUUAAAAAUGGAGACUUGUGUACGUCAGCUGAGAGACAGACAAAUUCUGAUUUAGACAGCUCAAAGCUGAAGAGUUUGGAUGCUUCCAGAACAGUCAUGACAAAGAUUAGCCUUCCAGCCAAACCGAAGAGUGUAGAGCUGAAUUUUAAAGCAUCUAUGAAUCAAGACAGUUUAGAAAGUGAGCAGGAUACUCUUGAAAAACCAGUUAAUAGAACUAACAGCAACAUCGCCAACAAAAUUUCCUUGUUUGAAAAUAAAUGCGCUAGCCAGAAACCUACUGACAUCCCUGCUUCAAAAAGUAGUACUGUACCAAGCACAUUUGUGGGCAGAGCGAAGCUAAAAUUUGGAAAACAACCGAAGGAAAGUGAACAGCCUGAUAAAACGUUAAAUAAGCAAAGCAGUCGCCAGAAGUUAUUUGAGAAUGGCAUACCAGAGAAAGAAAGCACUGCAGAAUUAAAAGGCAAAAAUGAAGAAGGCUCUGCUUCUCAUGGGGAUGUUGGGAAGACCACAGAACUCAAAGUAAAAGCUGCAAUAUCCCUUUUUAACCAAAACAGCAAAAUUGAUGCUGGUAGUGUCUCUGUGAAGCAACCUGAUCCAGAAUUAACCACGGCUAAAAAAGAAAGUUUACCUUUUAAACUGUCGUUGCACUCGCCUACUAAAAGUGAAAAUGCUCAAGAUACUUCCCACCAAAGAAACAACACAAGCUCAGAAUUCCAUGGAAAUGAAGAAAAGAUACUGCCAAACACAGAAGUUUUAUCAGCUUGCACUGAUGAUAAAUAUCCUCUACCAUCUCAUCAGGUUUCUAGGUCAGCAUUUAGGAAGAUUGAAAAUGGAGAUAAAAAGGCAAAGCCAGGAGAUUUGAGCCUCGCAGAACUGCAAUGUGAUGACAGCAGUCAAGACAGUAUAUUGAUAUCAGAGCACAACACCAAUAUACCAAAGAGUCCGGGCCAAACUUGUAAUGGAUCUGCUGAAGACGAUAGCGUUUUUGAUUCCCCAUCUGACAUGAAGAAGUUUGCAGAAACAAUAAAAAACUUGGACAGCUCGGUUUGUUUACCCCAGAAAAAGAAAAGGUCAAAGCUUCCCAAGUCCCCAGCACCCCACUUCGCAAUGCCUCCCAUUCAUGAAGACAACUUAGAGAAAGUAUUUGAUCCUAAUGUUUUUACUUUUGGUUUGGGAAUGAGGAGGGAAAAAGCACAGGAUUUGUUACCGACCCAACAAAUGAAAAUGCAAAGCCUGGAAACGAUAGCCAGAGUCAGGCCCAAGCGUGCAUCAGCAGAGCAAAGCAUCAUAUUCAAAGCCCUGCAGUCAUGUAGUAGAGAGGAACCUGCCUUCCCUCAGGAAAUAAAUGGAAAGGAGAACGGUGAUGGUGUAGAUGGUGAAAUUAAGAGAUCCCGGCUUGAAAAAAGCUCCCUCUUCUCAAGCUUGCUGGCUAAAGAAAAGUUUUUAAAUCCUUCUGUCACUUCAGUAAAUAACACUGCAACAGGUUUUACAGCUGACUCCUCAGGGAUGCCUCCUCUACCACAAGAUGCUUCUGGGCCAUUCAGCAUGUCUCAAAAGUCUGAGUCUCUUUCAGAUAUGAAGUUUCCAAGUUUUGUGGAGAAGUACCUGCAAGGAGAUGGUGUGAAAAAAGAACUAAGCUUACAAAUGCCCAACUAUGGGAACCCUGAGAAAGGUUUCUCCAGCUGGUUAGGGCCAAACAGAUAUGAAGCAAAUGUCCCUGCUGGUUUAUUAGAUGUGGAUGCACUUUCAAGAAAUGGACAAAGUAAAAUCAAUCCCCGACCUGGCAAGCUGGUGAUAUACUGUGAGUCAGGCUAUCAGAAAGAUGGUAUUGAAGUUUUCCAUGAUGUUCUGGAUUGCAGUUCAUGGGUUCUGUCACCAACAAUUUUAGUUAAAGUAAUCAGAGGAUGCUGGAUACUCUAUGAGAAACCAAAUUUUGAAGGCCCCUCUAUUCCCUUGGAAGAAGGAGAGCUGGAACUCCCAGAUAUUUGGGGUGCAGGUACUUCUGAAGAGCAAAAUGAAUGCAAAUCCCUAAAGCCUGCAGUGAUUGGUUCAAUAAGACAUGUUGUUAAGGAUUACAGGGUUUGCCGAAUUGAUUUGUAUACAGAACCUGAAGGGUUAGGAAUCGUGACUUCCUUUUUUGACGACACUGAAGAAAUUGGGGUGUUUGGCACCACUCAGAAGACUUGUUCUAUCAAAGUACACUGGGGCAUAUGGCUAAUUUAUGAAGAACCUGGUUUCCAGGGAGUCCCUUUAAUGUUGGAGCCUGGUGAAUAUCCUAAUUUAUCAUUCUGGGAGAAGAAGGAAGCCUAUAUCAGGUCUAUGAGGCCCUUGAAAAUGGGUGGCCGCAAAGUUGAAUUUGGUCGAGAGCCAAAGAUAAUCAUUUAUGAGAAGCCUUUGUUUGAAGGGAGACAUGUGGAAAUAGAAUCUGAAAUCUUUAUGCUCGAUGACAAGGAAUCCGAAGAAAAGACAAGACUUCCACUUAAAUCAGUGGGGUCCAUGAAAGUACUGGGAGGAGUUUGGGUUGCUUACGAGAAGCCUGGGUUUGAAGGCCAUCAGUACCUGCUGGAAGAAGGAGCAUAUCGGGACUGGACAGACUGGGGUGGCUAUGAUGAAGAGUUGCAGUCACUGCGACCAAUUAUUGGUGACUUCACAAGCUCCCAUAUGAUAAUGUACAGUGAAAAAGACUUUGGAUCAAAGGGUUCCAGUAUUAAUGUAUUAGGAAUUAUUUCCAAUUUGAAGGACACUGGAUAUGGGCUGAGGACACAGUCUAUAAAUGUGCUAAGUGGCGUGUGGGUGGCUUAUGAGAAUCCUGAGUUUACAGGGGAGCAGUAUAUACUGGCUAAAGGGCUAUAUCCCAGCAUUGAGGCAUGGGGAGGAAAGAAUUGCAAAAUAUCUUCAGUUCAACCCAUCGUUAUGGAUAUUGUUGGAAGCGAAAGGGGUAAAGUCAAGGUCCAGUUAUUUUCAGAGCCUGAAUUCAAGGGUAACUGCCAAAUAUUUGAAAAAAACACAAGAUGUAUUGAUUCAUUUGCUGUGAAGUCUUCAAAAGUUUCAGAUGGCAGCUGCAUAGUGUAUGACCAGGAAGAAUUCGCCGGUAACCAGUAUGUGUUAGAAGAAGGAAUCUAUCCUGAUCUGACAGCGAUGGGUUGUUCACCCCAGACAGUUCUAAAAUCGUUACAGAUUAUAAAUAUUGAGCUGUCUGAGCCACGCAUAGCUCUUUUUGAAAAGAUGGGUUUCCAAGGAAAGAAGAUGGAAUUCAGUGCAGAAAUCUUAAAUCUCCAGUUCCUGGGAUACAAUCCUCAAAUAGCUUCAGUUCAAGUCCUUGGUGGCAUAUGGGUAAUCUAUGAGCACAGUAAUUACAGGGGGCGUCAGAUGUUGUUAUCACCAAAUGACAUUCCAGAUUGGUAUAAAGUGAGUGGCUGUUGCCAGAUAGGUUCUCUGAGACCUUUGCUGCAGAAACGUGUGUACUUCAGGCUUCGAAACAAGGAAACAGGAAAAUUCAUGUCAGCUGAUGGAAACUUAGACAAUCUGAAUCUUCUCAGAAUACAGGCUGCAGAAGAUACAGACUCAGAUGAUCAGAUCUGGGUUUAUCAGGAUGGAUUCAUAAGGUGCCAGAUGGCAGAGGAUUGCUGCCUGACAAUUGUUGGAAAUCUUAUAACUCCUGGCUCUAAACUCGGUCUGUCAUUUGAGCGAAACGAAGACAAACAAUACUGGCGUAUUAGUCCAGAUGGCAGGAUUUAUAGCAAGAUGAAACCCAAGCUGGUUUUAGAUAUCAAAGGGGGCACACAGUAUGAUCGCGACCACGUCGUUGUCAACACAGUCAACGAAGAAAAGUUAACGCAGUGUUGGGAACCACUUGUUGUAUAAACCCAAACAAGCAAAGGUGACGUUUGAAUUGGCCACUGUUCGGGACACGAGAAUCGGCGCUGCUGUCUCUGAAGGACACAGGAUUGACAAUGAGAGUUUUGUCUUUUCUUUGCAAUUUUAAAAAGAACAAGCAACAGAUUGAGUUCAUCUCUCUAAGAUUAUUAUCCCUAUAAAAAUUGUCACAAUGCAAUGUGAGAGAGUGAGUGGUAGUAUGCCCUAAGUGGAAGAACUAAAGGUGGGACAGAUCCCGUGGAGAGACAGUUGUCAGUGAGUAGUUAAUCCAGAACAGUCAAUAAACAUAAUUUAAAAUUAUUUUUUAAAGUUAUUUUUAACUGAGAGAAGGGCUAAAAAAUAAUUAAAGCUUAUUUUAUAAAGGACAGGAGUGCAAUGUGUAUGUGGGUAUAGCAACCUUGACCUAUGGGCUGUAGUACAGAGAAAUAUUUACUACUGGAAAGUAAUAUAUUUGUUUCACUGGAGCAAACUUAUGUUUACUGAAAGUUUAAAGACUGCUAGCACACAGCACAUCCAAAGAGUUUUUAACAUGUGGCUUCAAAUAUAGUUAGUAUGCUAAUAUAGUAAGUCCUAAAUUAAGAAAAAAAUAUGGAUUUUCUCAUUUAGAGGGAUGAUGUAAAUUAGUAGGUUUGUUAGAAAAAGAGAGGGCUGGCCAAAGGAUACAUCAGAAUGUGAAGAACUUGCCCAUUUUCUAGGCUGCCUAACUUUUUGAAAUACAGGUAUUUUCUUUGCCAAGUCAAGUUUUUACCUUCUAGAACAGUUCCAGUAAGUACAGUCUUCCUGAAGUCCAAAAUCAUAUAGAAAACAAGAAUUCUUAGUUUUCACAGCCAUGGGGAGUGCUGGACUGCCAGCUCUUUCUGGUGAUGGUGGAGAGCAAUGUCUGCGGUGGGUGGCUGGCUCCCAGGUGCUGCUGGGAAGGUGUCAGAUUGCUCCAAGCCUGGUCAUGGGUCCAUUCGUAAGGGCUGUGCCGAUUCACAGUAAGGUUUACUGGUUUAGUACAGAGUUCAUGACAAGUAAAACAUACUGGUGAUUGCAGGAGGUUCUUCGGUUGCCCGGCUCUUAACCCAGUUUUGCUCAUUUUCCUUAAUAACAUUGGCAAAAAGGUAAAAUACAAAGUCGUGCACUAUGCUGCUGUGUUUUGUUCUGGCUUAGACCAGUGUUACUACAAGCUGCUCCUAGGAGCGUCCAGGCCUUUGUCUUGCAUAGUAAGUCUGUUUAAAGUUAAUAUUUUCAUUACUAUUGUAUUGCCUCAAAGGAUACUGGUGCUUUUAUUAUUAUCACCCUAGAGGAAGUGCCUUACUAAUUUUCCUCCUUUUGUACAGAUGUACUGAAGUUUUGUUGCUCUGAAAUGUGCUGCUUUUAGUUCUUCAUAGAAAAUGUGUUGUUAUUGGUUCCAAACAGUGGUACUUUGUCAUAUUGAUGUGCUCUUGCUAUAUAUAAUAUAGCAUUUUACAAAUAAAUAUAAGUUAGGUUAA